Nicotiana tabacum (common tobacco) is the source of this 1807-nucleotide messenger RNA. RefSeq lists its product as uncharacterized. The record is from RefSeq and is a predicted model, not a curated record. Gene Ontology annotation, molecular function: protein binding. NCBI's taxonomy places the organism in Eukaryota, Viridiplantae, Streptophyta, Magnoliopsida, Solanales, Solanaceae.
AGGAUUUUACCCCAAUACACAGAGAGAGCGGGUAUUCUCGAAACUUGAAUUUUGUGGAAAGCGGAAAGCGGUGCAAGACUGGGGAGGAGAAAAAUGGUGGAAGAAGAACCAAAGGUCAUAGCAGAGGAAAUAAGAAGGGAGCAAGAAGAAGUGCUGUUGUCUCUCAUUGAACAACGUACUAAAGAUGUUGAAAAUCUUCGCAAGCGCAUCUCUUAUUACACUUCUCAGCUUGAUCAAGCAGAGAGGAAUUUAGAGGAGUCACAACAGAAACUUGCUAGCCUCCGGGGUCGGGUCAAUGUGGCAACAUCCACUAGCUCUCAUGGGAAUGAUUUGAAUCCGGUGAAAGCUAAAAUAAGAUCCAUCAGUCUUAUUCAGAUAAAUGAUGAUUCUCCUGACAAAGAGAUCAUCACAGCUAGGAAAUCUUCAGCAGUUGAUAGAAAAAUAGCAAGCCCUUUUCAGAAAAACAAUGAUAAUUCCGCGAAGCCGCCCACGGCAAAGCCACUACUUAUCAUUCCUGACGUGAGACCAAAGGUUUCUCAGCCUUUGAAGAUGGUAGAACCUAGUUCCGCCCUAUGUGGAUCUGAUUCUUGUGCUGGAGGGUCAGGUUUUAAUUUUCGUAACACUCGCAUUGCAAGGUCAAAAGCAGAUACGAUUGUGGAAACCCCUCCUGACAUUGUGGCUGCUGAGAUUCAACCUAAAGGAACAAAAAGGAAGUUUGAACAGAAUGAGUGUAAAGAGUUGAUUCCAUUGAUAGGUAGGUCCGCUACAGCAAGUGAGAUCCAUUGCCAGACGUGCAAUUUCAUACCUAGUCAACACAAGCGAAAGAUUAGAACUAUUGUCUUGUGCCCUACGAAUGAUCAACUUUUUGCGAGCAGUGCACUGGAUGGGGUUGUCAACUUGUGGCAGGUGCAGGACAGGGGGUCAAGUGCCAAUCUUCUCAGUAGCACUGAUUGCCUUUCGCGCGAGUGUAGAAGAUGGCCAGAAGAUGUAGCGUGGCAUCCGAAAGGCACUAGUCUCUUUUCUGUGUACAGCGCUGAUGGUGGGGAUUCACAAAUUUCAAUCUUGAAACUUAACAAGGGAAAAGAGAUUACGCGAGUAAAUUUCUUGGAGGAGAAGCCUCAUGUCAAAGGGAUCAUUAACAGCAUAAUGUUCAUGCCAUGGGAAGAGGACUGUUUUGUUACUGGUGGUAAUGAUCAUGCAGUUGUCUUGUGGACCAAUAAAGAUGGAGAAAAUUCAUGGAAGCCUAAAGUGUUGCCUAGAGGGCAUUCUUCUGCUGUAAUGGGAGUUGCUGGUUUGCAGCAUAAGAAAGUUGUGAUGUCUGCUGGUGCCGAUAAACGUAUAUUAGGAUUUGAUUUACCAGCUCAGAGGAUAGAAUACAAGCAUCAACUAGAAAGCAAAUGCAUGAGUGUCCUGCCUAAUCCACAUGACUUGAAUCUUUUUAUGGUUCAGACAGGGACCUUAGAGAAACAGCUUCGCUUGUUUGAUUUUAGAUCGAGGCAAGCCGAGAUUCAUUCCUUUGGGUGGAAACAAGAAAGCAGUGACUCGCAUUCGGCUCUUAUAAAUCAGGCUUGGUCACCUGAUGGUUUGUACAUUUCAUCUGGCUCUGUUGAUCCUGACAUUCACAUAUUUGAUAUACGGUACAAUUCUCACAAACCUUCCCAGUCCAUUCGAGCUCAUCAUAAGCGAGUCUUCAAAGCUGUUUGGCACCACACUCUCCCGCUCCUCAUUUCUAUAUCUUCUGAUUUGAACAUUGGAUUGCACAGAAUUUUAUGAGGUGCUUAAAGAGGUGUGCUUCCUUUUCUUUUUA